CAGACAUGCUUCUGAGAUAUUCUAAACAACGCUGACUUUUUGCAUCCUUUGCUUUUCUUCAGGUAUGUCAACCACGGUGGUUUAGCACCGCAUGGGUGCUUUUCAGUCCUUGCUUGAACCCCCUAACUGUCAGUAUUCUCACACUUCCAAACCAACUCAGUGUCAUUCUUGUGGAACGCUGUACAAUCCUAACGAAUCGGGGCCAGUUGACUCUCGAUCGCUCCGGUUGUAUACCCACCACUCUGCUAUACUCUGUGGUAUCCGCCUUGGGCGGUCUGAUCAGCUGCAAAACGACCGCGAUCUAGACCACAGAUUGCAGAAUGCAGCUACGCCACCAAGCUUUUCUAACCCAUUAUGUGGUGCGCGUGCAAACAAUACACUACCCUCAACUGGUCUUCCAAAACGAACGGUCGCUGGGUCAAAACCGUACCAGGCUACCGAUACUUUGUUCAGGCAUACAGCAUUCACAAAGAAAGAACGAUGUGCUUUAAAACGCGGAUUCUUUUCUACGGUGGAUAUAUGCAUACCUGAUGCGGCCGAAUCGUCCCAACUCGAGGGUUGUCAUAUACACGGAUGUUUGUUUGUGGAGCAUGGCAACCUUGUUUUCCAGGCCACAGACAACUCAACUGGGCUACCAUACCUUCUCACAUUAAAUCUGCAUCCAUCAAAUUUUAUUCCAUCUGGCGACCGAAUAGCGACAGAUCGUCAGAGUGACCUGACGGACCAUGGUACGCAUAACUGUUCGCGGUACAAGUAUAAAAAUGGCCGUUCUCAGUCGCGGCUCCAUUUGCAUCCAUCGUCAAUCUACCAUCGCGCAAAGCGCCGGCUGGUGGCCUACUUACGUGACAAUUAUGGAGUCAUGUCCAAAACACAGCUACAUUGUGAAUGUCAACAAAGAUUAUUCCCUAAAAGUGCCUACGUCUACACUGACCCAAACAAAAGACCCUGUGAACAUCAACCAAACCUCAUCCAUGGCCAUAGUACAGGUUCAGACUCUGUUUCGGUCGAUUUUCAGCACGACUCAUUACAUUUUCCUCCACCCCCGCUUCGUCUGUGUUGGCCACUGUUCACGCUGCGACGCUUCGGAUUCUAUGGAGAUAGUUUAUUCAAGCUUGAGGCAGGUCGACGUGCUCCUCGUGGUGAAGGACAUUAUUUAUUUAUUAUCAAAGGACUAACCGAAUUCAGACGGUAUUUUGAGGUUAGCCUCCUGGCAUCGACGAUGUCGCCCUCAGCUUCUGCUCAGACUCACAUGCUCACUGGAAAAAAGCCCACCGUGGACACCGUAACUGGAAUGCAGGUUUUAAACCUUGGUGAUAAUAAUCAAGCGAAGAAGAAGACUUGUUCCCUGUCCUCACCGCCUGUUAGGCAAUAUUCCGUCUCACCAACUUGUUUGCAUUGGGUACAUCAGCAACAAACUCACGCACAGUCUCGAAGUGUCAGUUUUCAGAACUCAUGUCCACAACUGACCGCCACUUCUCCGUUGCACGGUGCCUCACAGUCGUCACAUCAUGUCCGUGGAGAGGAUUCGGAAAGCGAUGAAAUAUCUACCCUCCCAGAUCCACCACCACCUCCUUUUACUGACAGUGUUGAUGAACAAGCGGCUUCCACACCAGUGUACAAACAUCGCCACCACCACUCUCAUCCAAUUUACGACAAUAUCAAUGUAAACUGGUUACGGUCCACCCCUGUUCACUCUUCGACCGUAACAAGGCGUUUCACAACGGACUUUCCUCUCUUUGGGGGCACUGACUGCUCGGGUGCAGUCAUGCCUUUUUCCUUGUCCCAACAUGCGGGUCGCCAAUACACUUCUCGCCGAGCCAUGACGGCCUUGGGUUGUACUAGCCGCUAUCCAAGUUCGCUUAGGCGAUGCGCAGAAGAGGACGAAGAUGGGGUAGUCUGUCCACCCACGACCAGCCAAUCUGGAUGUCACCGCAUCCACGGACAUCAGUCGCCUCCGCUUGUUGGGCAGUGCAGGACAUCUGGUACCAGACGUAGAAAUGAAAAGGUCAAAAUGAAUCCAUUUCGUCAUGCAAGUCUUCCAAGCCCGUUGUCUUUAUUUGAUGUUCAUUCCACGGUGGUCCCCGAACAGGUCGCUACACGAUCCUCUCAAGUUGCCUACUUUCAUAAUUCACCAGAUGAUUCAAGUUUUCCGUGUGUUUCGGCUGCUGAUAAUGGCGAUGAGGUGGUGGCAGCACGAUAUUACAACCUCAACAGUUCAGAGGUGUUGCAUCACUGUAAGAAGACACGCAGUCUUACGCGUACAGGUUCUGCUGGUAUGGAAUGUGGUGCGAAAAGUGCAAUCAGAACACGAAGUGGUGUCCGGUUGUCUGCUUCGUCAGUGUCUUGGAAUUCUGCGCUCAAGGUUAGUGGGGGUCGAGUCGAGGCUGCUGAUGCAUCAUCACUCGGCCGGACAACAACUGGUCACGAGAGUUUGAUGCCAGAAGGUCUUUUAUCUGAUGCUUCACCGUCAGAAUCCAUGAUUUCACCACGCCCUUUGACAACAAAUCGAUCACACAGUCUUUUGCAAACAGUUGAACCUCGACAAAGUACGUCAAACAUUUUACACUACGCCACUCUUGAUUUUGGUCAUCCUUCCCUCACCGCCGCAGAACCCCUUGUUUCUACAACCACCUGUAUUCGAGAAACCCAUUCACAUGAGUCCUGCGUUGUGGCUAAUUGUCCGGUGCACGCAUAUGGAACAUUGGUGCCGGGUACACUCGAGAACAUUGGUCGAGUUGGCCAUGAAGCCCCUGUUGAGGCGCCAGUUACCCAGGAUGCUGCUGUAGUUCAGCAAGAUGCCGCCGAACUACCGACAAACUACGUGGCCAUUUGUCAACUACAGACACUUGCAAUGAGUGCCGUGUUGAAUGCCACAACCUAGUGGCACAUGCUGAUGGACCUGUUGUUUCUCUCUCGUCUAUCUCUCAUUGCCCCCCAUAGCUUUCAGCUUUCAUUAUAACCCAUCACAGUGCUUUCAUUUUUUCCUGUUUGGUUUUUGGGUUCUUUUUUAUUUGUCUACUUUUUCUUUCAAACCAAUCUGGUUCUUUUAAGCUACCGCAUUUAGAAUCUGGUACGUGAAAUCCAGUUUUACAACACUAGUUAUUUUGCAACCUCUACUAACUUGUUUUCCCAGUUAACCACUGGCACCUUUAUGCACAAUAGGAUAAUUUUCAGGAUCCCGAUCUCUUUGUACAUAUUUAUUGCUAUCAAAUGACGGCAUUUGCCCAACUCACUUGACUGCAUGCUGCUGCAUUUACUGUUUUCUGGAUGCAUUUAAAUACUUUUGAAUUCACAAAAAUUCUUCCUCAACAUUUUUAUUCAUCCUUUAUUUGAGAUUCCGAUAAAUUAGAUGGCAAAACCCCGGUAUGUA
Molecule: messenger RNA, 3370 nt
Organism: Opisthorchis viverrini
Lineage: Eukaryota; Metazoa; Platyhelminthes; Trematoda; Opisthorchiida; Opisthorchiidae
Exons: 5
Coding region: 92-2881 (929 amino acids)
Source: RefSeq, a predicted model, not a curated record